AUGUUCCGACCAGCACUGAGGACAUGCGCAAGGCAAUGCGUCUCGAGACGCGCCAUUCCCGCUGCGAGGACCUUCGCAUCGUCGGCGAGCGGCCCCGUCUUUGACUGGGAGGAUCCUCUAAACUCCAAGAACCUCCUGACCGAGGAGGAGCUCGCCAUCUCAGAAACAGCUGAGCGGUACUGCCAAGAGCGUAUGGCGCCGCGCGUACUUCAGGCCUACCGAGACGAGAACUACGACAAGAAGAUACUCGAAGAAAUGGGUGAGCUGGGACUCCUUGGUGCGACGAUCGAAGGAUAUGGCUGCGCAGGCGUCUCGACUGUUGCUGGAGGACUCAUCACCAAGGCGGUAGAGAGAGUAGACAGCGGCUAUCGCUCGGGCAUGUCCGUUCAGUCGUCCCUCGUCAUGGGCGGCAUCGCCGAGUUCGGUACGGAGGAGCAAAAGGAGAAAUACCUGCCUGGUAUGGCACAAGGUAAACUCCUGGGCGCAUUCGGUCUCACCGAGCCCAACCACGGCAGCGACCCGGGGUCGAUGGAGACGACGGCCAAACCGCAUCCGACCAAAACCGGCUACUACUCGCUCUCCGGAGCUAAGACGUGGAUCACAAACUCCCCGAUCGCCGACGUGCUGAUGGUAUGGGCGAAGCUGCAGGAUACGGGCAAAAUCCGCGGCUUCCUCGUUGAGCGCUCCCAGUGCCCACCGGGGACCCUUGAGACCCCCGCCAUCAAGAACAAGAACGGCCUGCGAGCGUCGAUCACGGGUAUGAUCCAGCUCGACGACUGCCCCGUCCCGGAAGCCAACAUGUUCCCCACGGUCGAGGGUCUGCGCGGGCCCUUCUCCUGCCUCAACAGCGCCCGCUACGGCAUUUCUCUCGGCGUCAUCGGCGCAUUAGAGGACUGCCUCGCGCGUGCGAGGACGUACGCCCUCGAGCGCAAGCAGUUCAAGAAUAACCCGCUGGCAAAGUACCAGCUCGUCCAGAAGAAGCUCGCUGACGCUGCGACGGACGCCGCGUUUGGUACAGUCGCCGCCAUUCAGGUCGGUCGCCUCAAGGACGAGGGCAAGGCGACGCCAGAGAUGAUUAGCAUGAUCAAGCGCCAAAAUUGCGACCGCGCGUUGCACAACGCGCGCGUGCUUCAGGAGAUCUUUGGCGGCAACGCCGUCAGCGACGAGUACGGUAUUGGGCGGCACGUGGCCAACUUGUUCGUGACGCAGACGUACGAGGGACAGAGCGAUAUCCACAGUCUAAUUCUCGGCCGCGCCAUCACGGGCAUCCAGGCAUUUGUAUAA
This is a messenger RNA of Colletotrichum truncatum, 1284 nucleotides long. RefSeq names its product glutaryl dehydrogenase. The record is from RefSeq and is a predicted model, not a curated record. Gene Ontology annotation, cellular component: mitochondrial inner membrane. Lineage: Eukaryota; Fungi; Ascomycota; Sordariomycetes; Glomerellales; Glomerellaceae. Gene Ontology annotation, molecular function: flavin adenine dinucleotide binding; glutaryl-CoA dehydrogenase activity; fatty-acyl-CoA binding. Gene Ontology annotation, biological process: fatty-acyl-CoA biosynthetic process; fatty acid beta-oxidation using acyl-CoA dehydrogenase.